GGGGAGGGGAUCAGACUGGUUUACCCUCCAGGAGCUGUUGACAGUCCCCUGAAUGUAAACAUAACAUCUGAAGAUCCUUCCAAGUAUGAGGGCUUUCUUAUUCGGAAGGAUCUCGAAAAUGACGUCAUGUUUAGUGCACCCAUCCUCAAUCUUCAACCGAAUGGCCAUUUCUUCAAGAAGCCUGUCACCGUAACAACCAAGUUCACAAUUCAGGAUAUUAGGUGUAGUGACGUUCUUGUUUUGCAUGGCACCGAUGCAGGAGCCGGGAAGAUUACUUGGGAGGAUAUUACUGAAAAGACAAAAAUCGAUGAAGAAAACCAACUCGUGACCGUUGAAAUAGCACAUUUCUCUCGAAUUGUGGUUUUGUCACUAAAGUGCAGUUGGACUCGCAAAGACAUUUUCUCCCGGUUCAACCUACGGGCAUUUCAGUACACGUUAUAUGUAUUAAAGAAAAGCUGUUCCUCGUCCGAGCAAGUUGAGAGAGAAGUUGAAGAAGAACUUGCCCUACUAUUUGUGAGCGAAGACGUGUGUCACGAACAGUUAUACAAAGAGCAGGAAUCUUCAGCUUUGGUCCAACUAGAAAAAGAACGAUUUGUAAAGCUACAUGUUCGCUGUAGUGAUACCCAGGAAAAAAGGCGGAUAUACCACAACGAAAUCCUUCGCUUAGAGAUUCACAUUGGGGAAGACUACGAGGUAGUUGAGGAAAAUACAGAGUUCAACGUACAGUCUUCAAAUUGGUGGAACGCUGGAGAGGUUGUCAGGCUUCCUCUUCAAGCGAAUCAAGAUGUCAGAAGUUUGUGCGGAACGAUCACCGUACGAGGAGAAUACGGACACAUUAGCACUUGGCACUUCAGUGAAGAAGGUAAGUUUGUGAGGAUGAUGUUUAGCCAGUCAGUCAGUUCCCCCAACAGGAAACGAAGCUUUGGCUAUGUCAGUUGUUCAAAAGGUGUGUAGCUCUAUUCACCGGAUAAAUCACUCUCCAAGCCUCGUUUGUAGUCAAAACUCUUCGCAUUCGCAUUCUUUGGACGUGAAUAUUUCUUUCAACUGUUCUACCCCUGGCUGGGAAUUCAUUUAUGUAAACCUUGGCAAAUCGGCGCAACUAUUCAACUUCAAAACAAUGCGUGGUGGUGAAAUUUGCUCGUCUGACGUAAACAUGCGUAAGGGUCAUUGAAAACGGAAUUAUUUUUCCGAAUAAUUAUCCACUGGAUAGUACUUUAUCCGGUGGAUAGGUGAAUAGCGCUAUCCACUUUCUGUACAACUGGAGCCAGAUGCUCUACUACUGAGCUACAGGAAACUCGUGGCAGCUGAGGCCAUUAAACGAGCUUCAUUGGACAAACAUUCUGCAUACUACUAGGUCUGAAAUGUGUGUUUGCUUGCUAUAGGAUAAUCUACAUACUAAUGUUACUUUUGUACCGUUUUCGAUGACAGUGGCAAAACGGCUGUGAAGUGAUUUAUAUUUAGUAAAUAAUUGCCUCUUUACUGUGGGCUGUUUGGGCCAAUACCAGAAUAACGUUAUUUUUCACAACCGAUUUCAAGAGCGCUGUCUUGAGUGGUAGGCGCUAAGAAGGUAAAGGGGAUUUUCAGUACUCGCUUUAAGCACAUUAAGUACUGCGAGGGCGAGUGUGCGCAUCAUCUACCUAUACUUAAGUAUGUAUUUUUAAGUUUCCUUAGUGUCAUUGUAAGAGCAUUGAGACCUUGUAUUAUACUCUAAAUAUAUUGCUAUUAUUAUUAUUAAUAUUAAUAAAAUAAUAAUUAUUGUUAUUAUUAUUAUCACCUUUCCUUCACUUUUAAGCGCUUCUUCAGGAUUCCAUCUUUAUGGGGAUAUUUAUUAGUCUCUUCAUCAGCUCUCUUGUUUAUAACAGCGAGGAUUAGCGUAGUUGGUUACUGCCCGGCCUUCUAUGCAUGGUGAUGCGGGGGGACCCCGACCUCGAUUGCCAGUUGUGAUCUCAAAUCCUUGUUUCGACUUCUUUCCUUUACGUGUAGCUUCUAGUACCUUCAAAUACCCAUAAAACGGAGCACUGAUGGAGAGAAGGCGGUAAAAUGAACACCCCGUCUGCCUCAAAAAUGUCGGUCUAAUGAUUGCAGUCACGAGUUACCGACACAAAAUGAGGACCUUUACCCAGUUGCAUUUCAAGCGGCCUCAGGUCCUUCGUUAUCGAAUUUUAUGGUUGUAUCCGUCUACUCUUGAUACGAAAAAAUAUGAUAUGCGGUUAGCUUACUUACAUUUUUAUCCUUUUAGUUUCAGACCUCUGUGGCUAUGUAAGGAGCUUGCUUGGUGUAGAAGAUGCCAUUUUUAACUUGAUUCCCAUUGCUAGGUCGCUUGACAUGCCUGACAAGGUAUUGAAUGAUGUCACGAAGUGUUGGAAAGACGAAAGCAAGCAGCUGAACAUAAUUUUGAAAUACUGGUCAACAACGGAGAAGAAUGUGGCAGAAGAUGUUGAUGCUCUCAGAAGAAACCUUGAGAAGUUAAAACAGGGCUUCCCUGGUAAAGUUUUAACCCCUAGAAUCUUUUAACUAACGCCAGUUAUCCUCCAAAAAGGUUAAGAAGUUCACCAUGACGAUUUCCGUUGAAAAAUUCAAGUUAUUUAUAUGUCGACGCCUUUUACAAAACCCUUUUAGAUACUUGCUUCCCACGCAGACGUUCUUUUGGCUCGUCACGCAAUCCUAUCGUGGGAAGGACCCCGUGACGAAGCCCUAAGCACGUCUGCAUGGGAGGUUAUUUAGAUACUUGUUCAUCACAAGUACUAAAAGUUGUGUUCAUCUAAAGCUAUUCACGACAAUUUCAUUUGUAACCUUUCUUUCUUCUAUUAAUUAUAUAAGUAAGUAACUAAUUUAUUUAUUUACCGUAAAAUUCCGAAAAUAAGCCCCUCUAAAUGUAAGCCCCCCAAACUCGUAACACAAAUAAAAAACCUUUCGUGAAAUCGCCCCUCCGAAUAUAAGCCCCCCGGGGGCUUGUACUUGGAAAUUGCCCUCAAAUACAAAGUAAAACAAACCAAAGACGGUAAAUUUCCUUCCAACUAUAAGCUACAAUCCCGGACAAAACUACUUGAGAAAGUUUUCCCCAUCAUGUCCACUUUCCUACGCAACAAAACUAUUUCUAAAACGACGCCUUUGCGGAAAGAAAACCUCUUCCCCCAAUUCAAUGUUGCUUCCCACAAGCGCCCAGGGAUCAGGCUUUCUUUUGAAUACACAACAACAUUGCUUUCAGGGGAAGGGGGAGAGGGAAGAACCGGCACAGCUACGAUGUUUAGAAAAAUGCUGUCCAAGUAUACAAUUUUCUCAACAGUUUUGUCCAAGAUUGUAGCCCAGUCGAUUUUGAAACGCAAACUUCCCUCCGUACAUAAGCCCCUCAAAAAGGGCCUUUGAAAAAUAUAAGCCUCGGGGCUUAUUUUCGGAAUUUUACGGUAUUUUAACAAUGAAAAGAUUUGUCCUUUUUAAAUCUUGCCUAUUUUUAUCUCCCGAAAAACCUCAGAGACAUGUCCAGCACUUUGGGAUUUUUGGAGUAUUUCUUUCGAUUUUUAUCUCAGGAACAGUGGGAUAAGGGACUGGGCAAACCAGCUGACAUAAUAGUCCCUGUUUACGGAGCCGAGUCUAAGUGUUUUGAUGAAAAAUGUAUAUUUGCACGGCUUGACGCACGUAGCAUCUCUCUUUUGCGGAGUGGAUGGUUCUUACUUUCAGCAACUAAACUCCACAACUAAUUGACAUGAUAUCUAUUUAAAAAAAAUCGGUCAGAACUAGAGCUAAAUUUGACGUUUAACCGCGAUGUUCGUUUGAUUAGUACUUCUUCCGUGUCGCUACAAUUCCAUCCGUUCGGCUGUAAUAACUUUUACAUCUAUCUAUUGUAAAUUGCCACUUCAGUAAUUUCUGUUUACGUGUAUUUUGCAAAAAAUGUGUAAGGGGGUUGAUCCUCCCCAGUCCCUUCCUUCCGUCUUGUUUAAGGUUGAUGAUGAAGAGUUGUUGGGUUGGUAACUGUCUCUCUUUGUGUGUCAAGAGUUGGAAUAGACCGCCAAGUAAUAAAAACGUAUGGGACGAUAACAGGUAGAAUGGAACCAUGCAUUAUAUAUCUGUUGAUUUAUUAUUGUACAAAUUGCAUUUCUACAGACCAGGCAAGUUACAAAGUUACAGAAAGAGGCCAGAUGCUUAUAAGAAACUUGCGAGAACUUGCAACUAAGAAUGCUGAGGCCGGUUUGUUUCACUUUUGCUCUACAUUACUAAGAGACCUGUGCAUCGAAAUGGAAAGCUCCGCUGAGGGCGUGGAAAAAGCGGCCUUGUCCACAAACAGUGCAGAAUAUUUUUUAGUCAACCAUUCAAAUGAGAAUCACCUAUCAAGUGCAAACCGACGACCAAUACCACAAGAUGUCGCAUCCAAGUAUAGACAAUUGUUUUCGCUGCCUAAUAAGCCCUGUCUUAAAACUCUCCUGGCCAUCACCCCUUACCUUAUUCAAAACAUCAAGGAAAUCUAUGUUGACUGCGAAAGUACGGAGCCACAAAAUGGUUUAAAGGGAUUGUCAAAGGAAAAAGUUGAUCAUUUCGUGGCAGAUGUUGAAAAGGCAGAACAGGAGGAAGACUACGAGGGUCUUAUUUUUUUGAUAUGUCGUGUUCUCGAAAAAUUGUCCAAAAAAAAUGUUAAGGAUCCGGUACUUUUAGAAAUCGAAGAGAUGAGCGAAAGUCUGGAAAUUCGUCAAAUGCUGAAGCCUUUGAAGCGUUUUUUUCAGCACAGUCGGCAAGACAUUAGAUUGCAUAUGAGAUUACACCUUUUUUCUCGUCGCCUUAGGGAUACAUUGACCAGGCGCGCGGAGAGAGAGAAAAUUGACGUCUUUCCCCUUCAUAAUGUUCGCAACAUGUUGUUAAGCCUUCUUUGUUUCGCCAAGCAUGAUCCAUCAAAAAUUGUAAGAUUUGAGCUGACUGAUGCAACCAAUUUCCCUUUGUCUUGUUACCCUGAGAACGUAACAUAUAACAAGCCCGAAGCUACAUACAGUCAGAUGUUUCGCGUGAAAAAAGAGUCCGAGGAGGUACUUCAACUACAUGCAGUAGCACUUGUUCAUAUCGAAGAAGACAAAGAAAGGAAAAAGAGUGAAAUAGAGCAGAGAGAGAAAGGAUCCUUCCAGUCUGAGAUCGUGUUACAUGCGUCCGACGAAAGAGCGUUUGACAGAUGCAUGAGACGUCAUCCCAACAUCGCUGUAUUGAAGCUGAAGGACAAACGUUGUGGAAAUUUGCGUGUGAUCCUUUGUUCAAGGCAGCAAGAGAAACUCUUCAACGUGAAAAUUGCCUUAGAACGAAAACUGCGUCUUGAUUUCAAAACGUCGAAAAUCACAUGGUAUGGCCUAAAAAUGGCCUCCAUUGAAUCCGAGACAGGAGCGUUUUUAAGUCUGCGACUUGUGUACAAAUGGGGAUCCGAAAGAGUUGUUCUUGACAGCAAGGACUUUGUAACUUUGGCCAAUUGCUCCGUUGGU
Porites lobata is the source of this 5453-nucleotide messenger RNA. NCBI's taxonomy places the organism in Eukaryota, Metazoa, Cnidaria, Anthozoa, Scleractinia, Poritidae. The record is from the annotation of a GenBank genome assembly.